Messenger RNA from Salvelinus fontinalis (brook trout), 5355 nucleotides. Its product is annotated as transmembrane protein adipocyte-associated 1 homolog. NCBI's taxonomy places the organism in Eukaryota, Metazoa, Chordata, Actinopteri, Salmoniformes, Salmonidae. Gene Ontology annotation, cellular component: plasma membrane. The record is from RefSeq and is a predicted model, not a curated record. Gene Ontology annotation, molecular function: G protein-coupled receptor activity. The coding region runs from base 263 to 1405 and encodes 380 amino acids. The transcript is spliced from 11 exons. Gene Ontology annotation, biological process: G protein-coupled receptor signaling pathway.
AUUUUCUCAAACCCCAUUGGAGGAGAAGGUCAGAGGGACGGGACCUCUGGCUUCUCAUCCACUGUUUUGAGAAGGAGGCGAGGAUAAAGAAGCGAAUGCGGUUUGUCAGGUGACUAGCUGGCUCGGAUAAUUCAUGAAUUUAACAGUCGACAAAAGUAUGAUAUCUAGGUUCCUUGUACCAACAUUAUUGUCGGCAAAAGGUCCUGCACAAUAUACAAUUUCCCCCUGGAUUUGAGACUACUGAAAAGGCUUUGAAUGUAUUAUGCUCGAGUCUGUGACUGCGGUGGUGAUGAUUGCGCAAUACAAUGGCAGUAUAUUGCCUACCUCAGUGGAGAACACAUCAGCAACACCAACCUGGGGACCAGAGCCUCACAGAUGUUUGCAGGUCCUAUACGAGGAAAUUGGCGAGUUAAGAGUUCGGUUUUGGGACCUCAUGCUGCUCAUUCCCAAUCUAGUUUUCUUCAUGUUCUUGAUGUGGAAACUGCCCUCAGCCAGGGCCAAAAUCACACUCACCUCCAGCCCCAUCUUUAUUACCUUCUACAUUCUGGUGUUUGUGGUGGCAGCGGUGGGAAUCACCCGUGCCAUCGUGUCCAUGACCAUCAGUGCAUCAAGUUCUGCCACCAUCAUUGACAAGGUGCUGUGGGAGAUCAGCCGUUUCUUUCUGCUCACCGUGGAGCUCAGUGUUAUUAUCCUGGGACUGGCUUUUGGCCACCUUGAGAGUCAGUCCAGUAUAAAGCGUGUGCUGGCUAUCACUGCUGUACUGGCACUGGGCUACUCAAUCACACAGGGCACACUGGAGAUCGUGUACCCCGACGAGCACCUGUCCGCCGAGGACUUCAACAUCUACGGCCACGGAGGACGCCAGUUUUGGUUGGCCAGCUCCUGCUGCUUCUUCCUGGUCUACUCUUUGGUUGUCAUCCUUCCCAAAACCCCGGUGAGGGAGAGAAUAUCUCUGCCAUCUAAGAAGAGUUUUUAUGUGUACUCUGCCGUUCUGUCCCUGCUCAAUCUGGUCCAGGGGCUGGGCAGUGCCCUUCUGUGUGCCGGCAUCAUAGAGGGGCUCUGCUGCGUGGAUGUCACCACCUUCAUCUACUUCUCUGUGUUUGCCCCACUCAUCUACGUCACCUUCCUCAAAGGCUUCUUCGGCUCAGAGCCCAAGGUCCUCUUCUCCUACAAGUGCCAGGUGGACGAGCCUGAUGACCAGACGGAUGUCCACCUGCCCCCCGCCUCAGGCCUGGGCCACAAGGAGCAGCUGGAACGGGGCUCCUUCUACCCUGGCACCCAGAUAGAUGGCCUGACUGCUGCAACCAUGGGCACCGGCAUAGUUGCUUACCUGGACAAUGUGGCCUCUGGUCCUUUCGGGCCGGGUAGCAUAAACAGCGACCGCUGGAGAGCCAUCAACGCCUGAGAAGAGAGGAAAUGAGAAGGCAGGAUAGGGGAUGUUGGACUUGUUGAGUGGAGAAGUUGGAGUUUGCUAUGGCUCUCUCUCCCUCUGGAGACACUGAAUUGACUCUCAUUUCAGCCCCUGUCUGUUCUUCAUUUUGGAUCUUGCUGCCUUGUCCAUUCUGGCUCGAACAUGACAUUUUCCCCCAAUACCUGCAGGGGAUAUUUCUACAACUUCAGUCAAGUGUUAUCCCCCCUGUAAAUGAGUGUGUGGCUGACCAAGAUAAGAAGAUAAUGUAAAGGUAAUGUCCGAUACAUUUCCAUCGAAGGAUUACAACUGAGGUAAAGUCCAUUAACUGUGGCCUUGUAUUAGAUUUAUAAUCGUCUUGUAUUGAAUAACUGCCUCGCUCGCUAUAGGCCAGCCGUGUUCUUAUUGCGCUAGGAUCCUUCUCUAAAUUGCAUCACUCAUAAUGAAUCAAGUGUGCUUAAUUAUUUUUUAAAUGUUUGAUAUCAGUUCUUUUUUCCCCACUCUUGUUGAUGAUCGAAAUCCUACAGUGUAACGUCAUGUACAAAUUCAAGACCUGUUUGGCUUGAGUCUACAGGGACUUGGUAUGCCAUGUCAGACAAUUAGCAGUGCAACUGGUAUGUAUGUAACUUGAUGCUGGGGCUGGGAGAGACACAAAAUGGACGCCAUGUCGCACCCGCAUCGCCUGUACCUAUUUUAUGCUAUUGUUUGCCGUCUGUUUUAUUUAUUUUAGUGACUGCUUGGUUUUAUGUCGAUAGGUAGUUCCAUCAGCUGAUCAUUCCUGGUAUUAAAGGUGCUUAUGACUUAAGUAAAACUUUCCAACCACCAAUCAAAUGAGAUGGAGAAGGCAGGAACAGCACUUGUGGCGAAACAAUGUUUUUUGUGGACAUUUUUAUUUCAAGAAAUAUUCAUGCCCAUAUACAUUGGAUUCAACCCAAAAGUGAGUUUUUUUUUAAACGACUUAAAAUUAGUUUCACUAUAUGAAAUGAUUGACGAAGUCACCUUAUGGGGUUUCCCUUGUGUUCUUUAUAGUCAACCAUGAUUUCAUCACAAAGAAAGAGCAACUUUUAAACAAAGUCCAUCUGCUUGCUCAUGAUGCUCAACGCAAACUAAAUACCAAUUUUCAUGAAGCCCUACUUCCUUGUGUUAAUUCCUACUUGUAUGUCUGCUGUGAACUUAAUAGCCCACAACACAUGGCUUGUGUUAAUUCCUACUUGUAUGUCUGCUGUGAACUUAAUAGCCCACAACACAUGGCUUGCUGGGAAUCCAAUUUUAUUGGUGCCUGAAAACAAUGUCAUUCCAGUUUGUGUGAAUUACGAUGUCACUUUUUUGAUUUUAGUUUUGUUUAUGCCCCUCUUGAUUUUGUCACUAUAUUCAUUCCCCCAAAGAUUAAUAUUAUGUUUGCUAUGAUAAAUUGUGAAGUGGGUAAAGUUAUUCAUGUGACAUAGCAUCCAGUGGAGGCUAGUGAGAGGAGGAUGGCUCAUCAUAAUGGCUGGAGCAGAGUAAAUGGAAUGGCGUCACACACAUGGAAACCAUGUGUUUGAUGUAUUUUAUUCAAGUCAUUACCACAAGCCCGUUCUGCCCAAUUUACGGUGUCCCUAACCUACUGUGAUAGCAUCACUACGUAAUAUAAGAGACAUUAAUUUUUUUCAUAAGCGUAAGCCACCACAAAACAAGUGUUUUAUAUUGUCAUUGUAGUAUUUUAUACAAGUCUUCUGCUUUGCUCUUCCCAAUACCUGCCCUGCAUUAACAGACUGUUGCUUGCUCUCAAACACUGCCUUAUAUUUCUACAGAAAUGUCGGAAGAGUUGCAUUUGAGGUACAAAAUUAUACUAUACUCAAAUCAUCAUGAAUAAGGUCUCUGGGUGUGGGUUUCAAAUGCAAGCACAGUCAUGUUAAAGAUUGAAUAAAAUAUUUAAGAUGGUAAAUAAAAGAACUUUGAAAAAGAGUGAGCAUACUUGAUGCCAGCAAUUUGUGAACAAUUUAUAGCUCAAUGAUACACUAUUCAAUUAAAAUAAAAGAACAGUUGAUGUGUUUCAGCAUUCCAUGAGAGACUAUUAAAAUAGGCUUCCUUUUCAUUCCUAUAGGCUGCCCGUAUCUAUUUUCUUUGGACCGUGUCUCCCCUUGUUGUUUUGUUGUGGUAUUGCAAAUGGAAAAGCGGUCCCAGUAAAUAUUUCAGUUGUGCAUGGCAUGCAGUGUUUCUGUUGUCUGGGGUUAGCCAAAGCUGAAUGUAUGGCAUACAAUUUUAUAUAUAUUUUGGACUAACCAAUCAUCUUUCUUGUACAAACAUGCACAACAUUUGGAGAUUUAGAUUUCUGGGAGGCAGGGGAUGACUACAGAGGUACAAUUCCCAGCCCCUUUAUGGUCGCCUAUGAUACACGAUAAAAUGUAAUUGCAUUCAGAUUAUUUUAUCCACCUAUACUGUGGAGAAUACUGCAUGUCCUGGAAAAGUGACCUUUCCUUUUGGAGGCCCUAAGCAAGAUUUGGUUUGAAGGGGGGGUGGGGUUACUUCGCAAGCAGAGCAUUUUAGUGGCCCCCCCUCUUGAUGGUGAGGAGAGACAUUUUUUUUAAGUAAAUUUCCUGUAAUUCUACACAUUUUGCCAUGGGGUCCCACAUGACAAAAUUCUAUAGUAUACUGUGGUAUAAAUACAGAGAAUGGUAUAUUUUAUACUAUCGUGUUCACUGUAGUUUAAAACUUUAUUGUAGUGUUUUUGUGGACAUGACUAGUAUACUGUAGUGUGUUUGUGGACAUUACUGUAUUUACUAUAGUGUUUUUAUUUUAUUAUCUUGGACAUGUGUGUGCUUUCUCAUUGAGGAAACCUACAGGACAAAUGCUAAAAGAGCACAUUUUCCAAAACCUGUAGGUAGGACUGGAGUCUGAAUGGGUAGUUCAAAGCUUCUGCUCUUUUCUAUAACCCGUAGGUAGGACUGGAGUCUGAAUGGGUAGUUCAAAGCUUCUGCUCUUUUCUAUAACCCGUAGGUAGGACUGGAGUCUGAAUGGGUAGUUCAAAGCUUCUGCUCUUUUCUAUAACCCGUAGGUAGGACUGGAGUCUGAAUGGGUAGUUCAAAGCUUCUGCUCUUUUCUAUAACCCGUAGGUAGGACUGGAGUCUGAAUGGGUAGUUCAAAGCUUCUGCUCUUUUCUAUAACCUGUAGGUAGGACUGGAGUCUGAAUGGGUAGUUCAAAGCUUCUGCUCUUUUCUAUAACCUGUAGGUAGGACUGGAGUCAAUGGGUAGUUCAAAGCUUCUGCUCUUUUCUAUAACCUGUAGGUAGGACUGGAGUCUGAAUGGGUAGUUCAAAGCUUCUGCUCUUUUCUAUAACCUGUAGGUAGGACUGGAGUCUGAAUGGGUAGUUCAAAGCUUCUGCUCUUUUCUAUAACCUGUAGGUAGGACUGGAGUCUGAAUGGGUAGUUCAAAGCUUCUGCUCUUUUCUAUAACCCGUAGGGAACACAAUAUAUGGUCUGUACUUGGCAUGUACGUUUUUUUUUGCAGACAUUACUUUAGUAUUUACUAGUGUUUUUUGGGGGGAUAAUACUGUAGUAUUUCCAAUUGUAUACUACAACAUUCUAAAGGAAGUACUACACACGAUUGAGGGAUACUUGUGUGUAGCGUAUUCUACUUUAUAAACUGGGUGUCACGUUCUGACCAUAGUUCGUUUUGUGUUUUCCUUGUUUUAGUGUUGGUCAGGACGUGAGCUGGGUGGGCAUUCUAUGUUUUGUGUGUCUAUGUUGGGUUUGUUGUUUGGCCUAAUGGUUCUCAAUCAGAUGCAGGUGUUUGUCAUUGUCUCUGAUUGGGAACCAUAUUAAGAUGGCCUGUUGGUUUGUGGGUGAUUGUUCCUGUUCAUGUUUUCUAUUUUCUCUAGUUCAGGACUGUAGCUUCGUUGGUUUUCGUCUGUUUAUUGUUUUGUUCGUCUUGAAGAAGUAUUCUAAUAAAGAUGGAUACAUACCACGCUG